CAAAAACCUCACUGCACAAAUCCAUAUCGCGAUACUCUAUAUGUGCAUACAUUCUGUAUCUACAUAUCCAGAGCAACUGUAGAAUUCCGUCGCCCUGAAUCUUCGUCUCAGCCUGGAUGUUCCUAAAUAAACGGACAUGCCAUGGAAGUUUUAAAUGCGUCAUACCGAUGCUCGUGAGAAGAGUAUCGCCACUAUACCUACUAUCUCCAUCCAAUAACGUCUUCCACCGACACACAAACAGUGUCCCUGCCGUGUGUCGUUGAGAGAGUGGAACCCGCUUGCGCCUCACGAUGGCCUCUCAACAGGACGGUAACACCAUCUACCUCACCGAGCAGGAAGCGGAGCGUAUUCGGAACACGGUGAAAGAACGGGCGAGAAAGUGUUCCGAGCUUGAAGGCCAGGCACGGGAGCCUAGGGACCCGAAAGGCGCCAUCAGUCAAGCGACCGGCGCCGCGCUGAUGGCCGAUAUGGCUGCCGCGUCGAUCACCGGUCCGGCGCCGCGCAGGAACCAGGGAGACUCGGUGCCAGCUCUCGCCAUAGGACAGCCGUACCCACCAUGCAUCGUCCCGCUGGCCGACUUGGAGCCGAUGACGCUUGCUGAUUUGCGCAUGGAGACGCAUCACCGCCGCCGUCGGCUCACCGUCAAGAAAGCCAGCCCGGUAGUCCCUCACGUGGCGCGGUCGUGGACCAUGGUGCAGGACAUCGAGGGAGAGGAGGUAGAACGCCUCGAGCUGUACCUGCACAAGUCGAGGCACGGCCGAGACAUACUGACGGAGGCGUCGGUCAUGGUGAUUAAGGAGCCGUAUUUUACCCUCAGCGACGAUGGCGAGCCUACCCUCCGCGUCGACCACCCUUCGGACAUGAUUGUCUAUGGCGACGAGGAGGAGAGUAGCAGCUCGGCCCCCACAGACGGGCCGGACGGCGAGGCCGAGGACGUAGCAGCGGUUACGGACAAGGCGAGAUCAUACAAAGACAAGGGCAACGCCGCGCUCGCGGACAAAAAUGCUACCCUAGCGCAUGUCUAUUAUACGAGGGGCUUAGAACUCGCCCGUCAAGACAAGGUGUUCAGCAGUAGUCCUGACCUCGCCCGUGAUCUGUCUCGCAACCGCGCCCAUGUCAAUCUCGUGCUCAGCCAACUGGACGAAGCAAUAGCCGACGCGAAGGCCUCGCUCAUCUGCGGCGACGACGAGCGGUCUCAGGAGCUCGACAGCAAGGCCUACUUCCGCGCGGGCUGCGCCGCGUACAACCUGGGUCGCUUCCAGGAGGCGAAGGGCCUCUUCGAGGAGAGGCUGAAGCUCGCUCCCGAUAACAAGGAAACGGGCGCGCUCCUGCGGAAGAUCGAGCUGCGCUUGCGCGAGGAGCAGACGGGGAAGUACGACUUCAACAAGAUCCGGGCGGGGCUCUCGCGGGCGCGCCCGCGGGCUGACGUGGCCAGUUUCCUCCGCCACACCGAGGUCCGGGACAGCCCGGGGCGAGGCCGCGGGCUGUUCGCGACGCGCGACCUCGCCGCGGGGGACGUGGUGCUGUGCGAGAAGGCGUUCUGCGUGGCGUGGGGGCACGAAGACGAGGCGCUGACGGCGAUGACGUACGACGUGCGGGACGGGCAGAUGCGGGUGUCGCCGGUGGGGCUGGCGGAGGCGAUCGUGCAGAAGCUGCUGGGCAACCCGUCGCAGACGGGCGGCGUGCUGGCGCUGCACGGGGACUACCGGGGCGCGGGGGACGUGUUCGCGACGCGCGACGGCCCCGUCGUCGACACCUUCCGCGUGCACGACAUCGUGUCGCGCAACGCGUUCGGGCCGGGCAGCCAGUACGGCGAGCGGGGCGCGCGCGACGCGAGCACCGGGCUGUGGACGCGCGCCGCGUACAUGAACCACUCGUGCGUGCCGAACGCGCGCAAGGAGUACGUCGGCGACCUGAUGGUGGUGCGCGCGCUGCGCCCCGUCGCCGCCGGCGAGGAGCUCUUCCACAGCUACGACGAGUCCGCCGACUACGCCGCGCGCGCCGCCGCCCUGGCCAACACCUGGGGCUUCGCCUGCGACUGCGCGCUCUGCGCCGCCGAGCGCGCUGACGGCCCCGCCCUGCGCGACAAGCGCCGCGACCUCGCCGCCGAGGCCGAGGCCUUCGUCGCCGCCGAGCCCUGGGCCGGCGCCAGGCGCCUCACCAUCGUCAAGGCGCAGCGCCUCGCCCGCGCCAUCGAGAACACCUACGACGCCGAGAGGUACGCCGGCGUGCCCCGGCCCGCGGCACAGAGGAUCCAAGACUGGCUAGCUAGGGCAACGCCGCGGCGAUAGCGUCGGUGUUUCGUAGUUGGAGGCCAUAUGGCAUAAAUAGCAUAAUCCCAUAGACACACCAUAUGCACACGUAUCGCAUAUCCGCGAUGUCGAACGUGUUUUUUUAUUAUUCGU
Molecule: messenger RNA, 2405 nt
Organism: Durotheca rogersii
Lineage: Eukaryota; Fungi; Ascomycota; Sordariomycetes; Xylariales; Xylariaceae
Exons: 1
Coding region: 291-2291 (666 amino acids)
Molecular function (GO): protein binding
Source: RefSeq, a predicted model, not a curated record